UGAGCAUCAAAAUUUAAAAUAAAAUAAAAAAGUCAACUUUGAUUAAGCUUAGCUUAAUUAGAUGGCUAUUAGAUAUUAUAAAACUUAUCCCUAAAAUUAUAUUUUUCAUUUUUGUUUUUGUUUUUGUUUUAUUUUUAAAUUUUUCUUGAUUUUUUGUAUUUCUUUUUUCUUUUUUCUUUUUCUCGAACCGAAUACUGUUGCAGGCCUUCAAGUAACCCUAGUUAAUAUUUUUUAAUCACUAUCACUAUCGCAACUAGAAAAAAGAAUAUCAUAUCAGAUCAUAAGCAACCCCGAAAUAGCCGUUGCAGUUACAAAAAGCGACCGUUACUAACUCUGGAAAUUUAAAUCAAAGUCCAAAGACAGAACAAAAGGAACAGAACAGAACAGAUACCCCAUAACCACUAUCAAGAAGAUGGAAGAAGAGGAUCGACAACAACAACAGCAGCAGCAGCAGCCAACACCAGAACAGCUAAUGCAAGGGCUCCGAUUAAAGGCCAACGAACUCCUUCUCCGAGAAGAAUGGCAAGAAUCCGUACAACUCUAUACUCAACUCAUCAAUCUUUGCCAAGACCAGAUUUCAAAGACCCCAAAUCAAGAUAAUCUCAUCAAGAUCAAGAAAUCUCUUUGUUUAGCCCUCUCAAACCGAGCUGAAGCAAGAUCCCGGCUUAAAGAUUUCGAUAAAGCACUUCAAGAUUGUGAUCAAGCACUAAAAAUUGAAAGUACCCAUUUCAAGUCUCUUAUCUGCAAAGGCAAAAUCUUGCUAUGUUUGAAUAGGUAUUCUGUGGCUCUGGAUUGCUUUAAAACAGCUCUUCUUGAUCAACAGGAUAAUGGGAAUCUUGAAAUAGUAAAUGGGUAUGUGGAGAAAUGCAAGAAACUUGAGUUUCAAUCAAGAACUGGCGUUCUUGAUCUCUCUGAUUGGGUGCAAAAUGGGUUUCGCGGGAAGUUGCCUGAGCUCGCUGAAUAUAUUGGCUCUGUGCAGAUUCAGAAGUCUGAACUUAGUGGGAGAGGUCUUUUUGCAACGAAGAACAUUGAUGCGGGGACUUUGAUGUUGGUGAACAAAGCCAUUGCUACAGAGAGAGGUAUAUUGUCGAGUAAAGAUUCUGGUGAGCAUGCGCAAUUGGUUAUGUGGAAGAAUUUCAUUGACGAAGUAGUAGGAUAUACCAAAAAGUGUAAUAGAACUCAACACUUGGUGUGUACACUGUCGAGUGGUGAAGAGGAAGAUGAUAUUAAAGUUCCUGAAAUGAGUCUCUUUAGGCCCGACGCAAAUGAGAACGAAGAGUCGAGUGAGGAAAUUGAUAUUGUUAGAAUGAUGAGUAUAUUGGAUGUGAAUUCCCUUGUUGAAGAUUCGAUUUCAGCAAAAGUGUUAGGGAAGAAUGGUGAUUAUUAUGGUUUUGGGUUAUGGGUACUAGCUUCAUUCAUCAAUCAUUCAUGUAAUCCCAAUGCUAGAAGGCUGCACGUAGGGGAUCAUGUCCUAGUUCAUGCUUCAAGAGAUAUAAAGGCAGGUGAGGAGAUCACUUUCCCAUAUUUUGAUGUGCUUUCGCCAUUGUACAAGAGAAUGGCAAUGUCAAAGGCAUGGGGUUUCCGUUGUCAAUGCAAGAGAUGUAAAUUUGAAGAACAAGUUUGUUCAAAAGAUGAAGUGAAGGAGAUUGAGAUGGGAUUAGAAAGAGGGUUAGAUGUGGGUGCUGUAAUUUUUAGGCUAGAAGAAGGUAUGAAAAGGUGGAUGGUGAGAGGGAAAGAGAAGGGUUAUUUGAGGGCAUCAUUUUGGGGAGCAUAUAAUGAGGUAUACAGCACGGAGAAAUUGCUGAGGAGGUGGGGAAGGCGACUUCCAGCAGUUGAUGUGGUGGUGGAUAGUGUUGCGGAAGCAACAGGAAGUGAUGAGAGGGUGCUGAAAGUGUUGAUGGCGGGAUUGAAGAGAAGUGGUAAUGUGGUGGAGAUGGAGAAAGUAAUGAGGUUGGGAAGAGGGUUGUAUGGUAAAGUGGUAAAGAAACAAGCAAUGAGAUCUCUUCUUGAGCUUAGCGUUCAUGGAUAAAGCUAUUAGGCUAAUAGCUAUUCCGCCAUUAGGAAUAUUGUCCUUUCUUUCUUGUUAUUGGAUGAAUGUUGUUAAACUCAUCCUCCUUUACUAUUUGUUUUAAGUAAUUUCAUUCUUGCACUAGUGAAACAAGUAUAGAAAUGCCAACAACUAUAAGCUUACACAGUUAGACUAUUUAUAGAGCAAGAUGAUUGUUUAAAUUAAUAAACCAAACCCAUUUGACACCGGCUGACUCAGUA
Ricinus communis (castor bean) is the source of this 2268-nucleotide messenger RNA. RefSeq lists its product as uncharacterized. Gene Ontology annotation, molecular function: protein binding. The record is from RefSeq and is a predicted model, not a curated record. NCBI's taxonomy places the organism in Eukaryota, Viridiplantae, Streptophyta, Magnoliopsida, Malpighiales, Euphorbiaceae. The coding region runs from base 413 to 2029 and encodes 538 amino acids. The transcript has a single exon.